AAUCAGGCAAUGCCUCAUCCUAAUUAACUUGUCUAAUUAUAUGGGUGUGGUUUCCUGUGGGUUCACAACACACUCUUGAUUUAAAACUUAAAGGGGAAAUCGUAUUGGUUGUUUUUCUGAUUGGUAAAAUACUUUCUUUUGUUGAAUACAGCUUGUCAUGGCUGCUCAAGAGUCCACCAGAGGUUUGUCAGAUCUGCAUUCACAGGCACCACGUCACACCGUUCCUCCUACCUCCAGAGUUUUACACCACGAUGAACAGUUUCAACGGCACCAGCCCUUUUAUAUUCCCAAUCCUCAGCCUGUCCUGCCACAGCAGUGGCCCUUGUCUGCUCCCUACAUGCCCUACACUGGCUUAGGUUAUGGUAUGGUGAUGCCGCCACCAAUACUCUUUCCUCCCUGUCUGGAAGUCCCUGGGUACAUGUUUCCUCAUGCCCCGCUGAACAUGUUGGACUACAGACGUGUGACGAACCCCAUCACGGCUCCAAAUAUUGCCCUCCAGGCCCAUCGUUUCCGCUUUCACAACGCUGUGCCUGCCAAUCGGGUGAUGGUCAACUCGGAGGUCCAAACCGAGCCCCUGGGUCGUAGUUCUACACAGAAUUCCAAUGCGGGCUCCGAAUCGGGCAGAGGAACGGGCUGCGACUCUCCAAUCUCUGUGUCGGCCAGCUUCUCUGAAAACAAAUCUGUAGCUUGCCCUGAACAUACGCCUGUGUUCACUCGUAACCGAGUUGUCGCCACCAAUACUAUCAACACUUCUGGUAGGUCUGCGGUUCACAAAAGCGAAAUCCUCCUUCAGACAGAACGGGUCCAAAUGAAAUUCAGCGAAACUCCAAGGUUCAAAUUUGUUGGCGGCAAUGAGAACUCUGAGCUAGCUAGUCAAGAUGCUGGUGACCUUUUGCAAUGCAGUUUGGGCUCAAUACGUUCUGAGGAUGUCGUUUCAUGCUCUUAUCAGUCAUUAGCUUUUAGAAAAGAGAAACAGGGAGUUAAAGCUAGAAACCUCAGGUACUCAAAGCAUUGCCUUCCUGCUUGUAAGGAAAUGGCCAAGGUUAGGAUGUCUCCAUCUUGUGGUGCUUUUGAAUCUUGUCCUAAACCAAGCAGAUCAAAUGUUGCUGAGAGUUUUGAAGCACACAGAAGCUCGAAGUUUCAGAGAGCCUCCGACUCAUCAAAGGGCAAGCCCGAUGGAAACUCUUCCCAUAACGUUUGCUUUAAGAUCCUUCGGCUGCCCUUCGACAUGCAGACGUGUCGGCUAGAGGCAUCCAUCUGGUCAGUGGAGUCUCUGAUGCCUUAUGUGCCAUCCAGAGAGCAGCUCAUCAAGAAUGGUCUUGUGACCCCUCAGAAAAGUCCACAGAAGGCUCUUCAGCUUCCCUUUGACCCACAGACAUGUCAGCUAGAGGCAUCCAUUUGGUCAGUGGAGUCUCUGAUGCCUUAUGUGCCAUCCAGAGAGCAGCUGAUCAAGAAUGGUCUUGUGACCCCUCAGAAAAGUCCACAGAAAGAUCUUGGGCAUCCCUUUGACACACAGAAGUGUCAGCUAGAGGCAUCCAUCUGGUCUGUAGAGUCUCUAAUGCCUUAUGUGCCAUCCAGAGAGCAUCUGAUCAAGAAUGGUCUUGUGACUCCUCAGAAAAGUCCACAGAAAGCUCUUCGGCUUCCCUUCGACACGCAGACAUGUCAGCUAGAGGCAUCGGUCUGGUCGGUAGAGUCUCUGAUGCCUUAUGUGCCAUCCAAACAGGAGCUGAUCAAGAAUGGUCUCGUGACCCCUCAGAAAAGUCCACAUGAUGCUGUUCCUGUAGGGGACAAUCUACACAUUUGCAGGUCCAGUCGGCCUCGCAGUCGAAACUCAUCUAUCUGCCGUGAGUCACGCACGCCAUAUCGCCCUUCGACCAGCUGGCUGGCUGAUUUUGGUAAUGUAUACUACUACAGUAAAUUACCUGCUUUAAAGCAAAAGCUUUUUUCUCCAGAGAAGAAGCGACAUAAGUCGGCCCUUGAAAGUCCUUUGCCUGAAGGUAAGCAGGCCAUCGGUCCCGAGUUAGCUCUGCUCGGACAUAAGAUGGAGAUGAUGAACCAAAGACCAGAAGUCAGGAUUGGCACCUCGGAUCACAAGCGCUGUUCCAUUCAUUCGUGCAAGAGCACAGCAGCACACUGCAGCCCAAGACGUCUGGCGCCAGGCAUGAGGUCUGACUGGGUUUCUCAUUUCUCGCUGGAGGAAAAAAUCUCACGCUACUCUUGUAAAAACGAGACCAGAGGAAAAGAUCAUCAUAAAGUUUCAGACACUCUUUACUGCAGAAGAGAAGAGGAUGCUGUAGUGAAGACCUUUGACAAACACAAGGCUAAGCAGGAUGUCAUGAGAGCUCACGAUACCCAAAAGAGGAUUUUGGGAAAUCAUUUAGCAAAAUAUCAUCAGGCUAGACUAGGAGAACAACCUGACCUAUGUGAAAAUUGCAGAUGCCUUCAUGCCAGUUCUGCUUUUAAUAGAUGUGAUGAAUGUGGACGAGGUGUUUGUGAACAGAUUGAGGGAGAUCACUGUGCAUCACUGAGAUUGAGAGAACCUCCGCAGAGACCACAGAAAGGUACCAGAGAAAAAGAAGAGAGGACAUUGAGCACAAAUGCCCAGCGCACACGACCUAUGAAUGAUGUGAAAGCACAUUAAUAUUACAAACAUUUUCAGCAUUCUUAAUUCUUAUUAACUUUAAAAUUUUAUUCAAUGAUUUAAUAAAGUAUUUUGACUGCAAA
Molecule: messenger RNA, 2724 nt
Organism: Misgurnus anguillicaudatus (oriental weatherfish)
Lineage: Eukaryota; Metazoa; Chordata; Actinopteri; Cypriniformes; Cobitidae
Gene: buc2l
Product: bucky ball 2-like
Source: RefSeq, a predicted model, not a curated record